Messenger RNA from Cornus florida, 1396 nucleotides. RefSeq names its product glucan endo-1,3-beta-glucosidase-like. The record is from RefSeq and is a predicted model, not a curated record. Lineage: Eukaryota; Viridiplantae; Streptophyta; Magnoliopsida; Cornales; Cornaceae. The transcript has 3 exons. Gene Ontology annotation, biological process: carbohydrate metabolic process. Bases 47 to 1075 code for a protein of 342 amino acids. Gene Ontology annotation, molecular function: hydrolase activity, hydrolyzing O-glycosyl compounds. Gene Ontology annotation, cellular component: plasma membrane.
AAAUAGCAAAAUUGGUUAUAAUUACUUCUUCAUCUCUUCUAUCUCAAUGGCUAUUUUCUUUGAAUUACUACUACUUGGUGUAUUGUUGCCUAUCAUACACAAUGCAGGUGCACAAUCCAUAGGUGUUUGCAAUGGACGACUAGGCAACAAUUUGCCAUCGGAGCAGGAAACAGUGGACUUAUACAAAUCCAAUGGCAUCGGAAGGAUGCGAAUCUAUGACCCGAACCCGUUUACUCUGCAGGCCCUCAGAGGAUCCAACAUAGAACUCAUCCUCGAUGUCCCCAACUCAGGCCUUCAAGCGCUUGCAUCCGAUGCUUCAGCUGCAACUCAAUGGGUCCAGACGAAUGUAAAAGCUUACUCACCCGAUGUCAAGUUCCGAUACAUUUCUGUGGGAAAUGAAGUAGAUCCCAACAAUGGUAAUGCUCAGUAUGUCCAGUUUGUUCUUCCCGCCAUGAAAAACAUCCACAGCGCCAUUGUAGCAGUCGGACUACAAGAACAAAUCAAGGUUUCGACAGCAACGUACUCGGGACUUUUGGGCGCCUCUUACCCUCCAUCAAAUGGGGCAUUCCGAGACAAUGCAAGGUCGUUCAUGGAGCCAAUCAUCAGCUUCCUUGCUAGCAAUAAUGCCCCAUUACUUGCCAACAUAUACCCUUACUUUGCCUAUACUGGUGACACCCAAAACAUUCAGCUUCCUUAUGCCUUGUUUACUGCACCAGGAGUAGUUGUAACCGACGGUUCAUUAGGAUAUCAAAACCUUUUUGAUGCAUUGUUGGAUGCCCUGUACACUGCCGUUGAGAAGGUAGGUGGACAUAAUUUGGAGAUUGUGGUGUCGGAGAGUGGCUGGCCGUCCGGGGGUGGCAAUGCAGCAGCAACUGUGGACAAUGCAAGCACUUACUACAGAAAUUUGAUUAAUCAUGUCAAGGGUGGGACUCCAAAGAAGCCAGGCAGGGCUAUACAAACUUACUUGUUCGCCAUGUUUGACGAGAACCAAAAGACUGGGAAGCAGACGGAGAAACAUUUUGGCCUGUUCAGUCCUAAUAAGCAGCCUAAAUACCAUAUUGCUUUCAGUUACUGAUGCAUAUGAAAAAUGAAGGAAAUUUUAAAGUGGCGAGCUAAAUUAUAGAUAUAUACACAUGGAUAGAUAUAUACACAUGGCCGGAUUGAGCCUUAGGCGGUCACCGAAAGGCCCAGGACCCCAAAAUUUUAAAAUUUUCUUAUAUUAAGUUAUAGUAUAAUUAUUUCCUAAUAUUGUUAGACUUUAAUAAAUAUAAAAAUUUUAUAUUAGGCUUCAAACAUUUAUAUCUUAAAAUAACUUAUUUUAUCUCUUUUCUCCCUCUCUUCAUUCAUUUCGAUUUUAUAUUAGGCCUCAAAUAUUUAUAUCUUAAAAUAAUAUAUA